UGGGGUUUGAAGGAAGCGGAAGUGUCAGAGCAGGCGGAAGUGGUACUGCCCUGAAUAUCCCGAGCAGCGAGUGGAGGACGGCUUGAGAUACUCCCAUCGUUACGAGAAUAAAAUCAGGAUCCCUAAUACGCUCUAAAUCUCAAAAGAUGGAUAAGAACGACCUGGUGCAGAAAGCCAAGCUGGCAGAGCAGGCCGAGCGCUACGACGACAUGGCGGCUGCCAUGAAGGCUGUGACGGAGCAGGGCCAGGAGCUUAGUAACGAGGAGCGCAACCUGCUUUCUGUUGCUUAUAAGAACGUGGUGGGGGCCCGCCGUUCAUCCUGGCGCGUCAUCUCCAGCAUCGAGCAGAAGACAGAGGGCAAUGAGAAGAAACAGCAGAUGGCUCGUGACUACCGUGUCAAGAUUGAGGGUGAACUCCAAGAAAUCUGCCACGAUGUGCUGAACCUGCUCGACAAAUUCCUCAUCCUCAAUGCGUCUCAGGCAGAGAGCAAGGUGUUCUACCUCAAAAUGAAAGGAGACUACUUCAGAUACCUGUCAGAGGUGGCCUCUGGGGACUCAAAGAAGGAAACGGUGGAGAACUCUCAGAAGGCCUACCAGGACGCUUUUGACAUCAGCAAGAAGGACAUGCAGCCGACACACCCCAUCCGGCUGGGCCUGGCCCUCAACUUCUCCGUCUUCUACUAUGAAAUCCUCAACUCGCCCGAGCAGGCCUGCUCUCUGGCUAAACAGGCUUUCGAUGAGGCGAUCGCUGAGCUUGACACCUUGAACGAGGACUCAUACAAAGACAGCACGCUGAUCAUGCAGCUACUAAGGGACAACCUUACUCUGUGGACAUCAGAAAACCAGGGAGACGAGGGUGAAACCGGCGACGCAGACAACUAGAGCGCAAUUCACUGUUAACCCAUCCCCACACUUUUCCUCCUUUCCCUUUUAUCUCCUCCUCUUUCUUCUCUUCCUCUCUUCGUACACAUAAACAGCCCGUUCAUUCCCUCGUCCCACUUCUCCAAGCCCAGCCGCCUGACUUCCCUUCUGUAUAACCAACAGCAUGAAUAGCACCCGACCUUCACAAAUAUUAAUGAGCGAAUGAGGUGAGGGGAAGGACACAGCUCCAUCACCCUCACCCCUAUUUUUGCUCCUUCCCUUCCACCCACCCUCUCUCCAUCAUGGCACUCCAACACAGGCCAGCUGUCUGUCCUGUUUAGUCUUAUAGCACGUAGAGAGGGUUUUUAUCCUAAACCACAAACUAAAUUAACCUCCUCCAGAGCCCACCUUCUCCUGUUUAUACCUUCCUUGUUUAAUCUUUCUCUUCCAUCCCUCCCUCCUAACUUCUCAGUACGUUUCUCCCUCCUUACCCCCCCUUGUCCUAGUGAGUUAAAGCAUUUAUAUAGUUGUCCAUUCCUUUUCAUAGUGUACUGGCAAAAAAAAAAUGGCUGGUUUUAUUCCACUUUAAACAAAACAAAGGUUAUUAAACUGUCCGUUUAUUUUCAACAAACGCUGUGAUGCUUAGUUUUUCCUCCAAAUCCUCCUGACCUGGGACUGAAGGGGGUGGGUGGUUGUUCGAACAGCGGGGGAGUUCUGCUGGGGGUUUAUACAGAAGGUUGCUCCAUACAAGGCUGUAUUGUGACACUGACAAAGGUUAAGGAAGAGGGUUUUUUUACCGGCUGGGUAAUCAAACACUCACUGGUUUCCUUUUUGCCAACUGGAGCCUCAAAAGAUUUGACAUCAUUUCACACAUUUUUAGUUUGAAAAUAAAGGGAAAAAAAUGGUUUUAGCAAAAGUGGAAACAUUCCAUCUUCACUGUCAGCAAACAGGACCUGAUUGCGUCCCUGACCACGCCCUCAUGUCUUUUGCCUCUUGGUUUAUUUUUCUGGGUGUUUUUGAUCCUGUAACCACUCAGUUCUGUUUUUGAAAACUGUAGAAUUGUAAAACAUUUUUAAAGAUUAACUGUAAAUUUUUUUUGGACAUUAUGAUUUAAAAAUGUUCAUUACCACCUCCCUGCAGAUAAAACCUGGAAGCCGUUACAGUCAGCUGCUGUUUAAUGCUUUGGUGUUUUGAACCAGUUUUUUUGUUUCUGCCUUCCUUCCCUUCCCUCAUUCUGUCCAUUCCUGCCUUUGCAGACAUGUUUAGUCAAGUCUCGUGUUACCGCUCACGGCCGAACGCUGCAAAAAUGCAUGCCUUUAGCUGUAGCCGUUUUAAAUCUUCUGCAGCAUGAGUUCAAAACUGUGGAAUGACGCAGCUUUCUGGGCCCUGGGCAUUUCUGUUUCAGUCAAUCAGACUAAGUCCAUCAUGAAAAUCGUAAUUUCUCCUCUGCUCUUUUAAAACAGAUGAAGCUUAGGUGGAACUAGUUACUGCUUAAAUGUUUUUGGUGCAGAUAGAGGCCUCGGCGGGUACGUACAUUUAAGGAGCCAAAUCACAGCCGAUCAGCCAAUCGAGGAAAUGAGAACCUGUAGUUUGGAUUAUGGUUUUAGAAAAAUGUGCAGAUCAGUUGAGGCCCGCUUCCAGCUGCACCGAAAAAAGAAUAAAACGUUUUACAUGGUCAAAGAUUGGCUCUUUUCUUGACUAAACAUCCCACCAACAUCACACAGGUGUUAGAAAUCUGAUUUCAUUUUAGUCCUUCAACCCUUUUAUUGGCAGAUGUCGACUAAAAGGCUGCAACUUUUUUUCCCGCAAACAUUUUCCCCUUUUUCUACUCAGUGUCACAAUAACCUUGUCUAAACCAUCAUGACAUUCCACUCUGUAGAUGUAGAAGGUAUUUUUUUUUCCCUUGGGGACAAAUAUUUUCAUGCACUGACAUUUAAAAAGUAGAAAAAGAAAAAAAAAACAUCUCCUCCUCCCUGCUGCUCUUUUUUUCUCCUUAGCUGAACAAAAACAGUUAUUCUUCGCUUUCUAAGGACAAAACUGAUCCCAUGCAGUAGUGAAUGUGGCACCGAGCCUGUCUGUAUAUCUGGUAUCUGAAAUCAUUUUGUUUUUACUGACCAGUAUUCUGCUUAAAAUAAAACAAAAAUCAACCCAAAAACAACAAAAAAAAGUCUGCUUCUGUGACGGUUUUCUUGCUUAGCUCGCACGUGGUUGUGAAACUUUAGGGUUAGCUUAAAUAUACAAAUAAAUACACGAAAAUGUUUUUUUUAAAAAGUGGCAAAAAAAAAAAAUCCUGAGUACCUUUCCUCCACUCUGGUUCUUGACGUAAUAUUAGAUUUGUGUAUGUCUUUAAAAAACCCAUCCAACUCUAGUUUUACCUUACAUGUUAUAAACAGGACAAAUUGUAAAAGACGAUUUAAAGUGAAAUAAAGUUUUAUCAGUUCCGAUUCA
Messenger RNA from Girardinichthys multiradiatus, 3308 nucleotides. It is a transcript of the gene ywhaba, whose product is annotated as tyrosine 3-monooxygenase/tryptophan 5-monooxygenase activation protein, beta polypeptide a. The transcript is spliced from 7 exons. The record is from RefSeq and is a predicted model, not a curated record. NCBI's taxonomy places the organism in Eukaryota, Metazoa, Chordata, Actinopteri, Cyprinodontiformes, Goodeidae. Gene Ontology annotation, biological process: signal transduction. The coding region runs from base 147 to 881 and encodes 244 amino acids. Gene Ontology annotation, cellular component: cytoplasm.